UUAGAUCACUGUCAAUCAUGACACCAAGAUAAUCAUAAUUUAAAAAAUCCACUUGUUGAAAUUCCACUUGUAACCUAGAUAGUGUCUUUCCACUUGACAUCACUGUGGCACACAGAGCAAAUAUAAAUAUGGAUAUAAAUAUGGUGGAGGCCAUGUAUAGGGUUCUUCUACUGGUCUAUGCAUCUAUAUAGGAAAAUAAAUGUGUGUGUGUGUGUGUGUUCGUGUGUGUGUGUGUGUUUGUGUUUGUGAAUGUGUGAAAUGGCAAUUUAUACUGUAGGUUUUGUUUGCAGAUUAUCUUUAAUGUUGUGUGCCAUUCCACUGGUCUUGUAUAAAUUAAUUGUAGAGAACGUUGACUUUAAAUUCUCAUUUGUCUCAAUCUCAAUGGUUUUCUCUAUUUGGAAUACAUUUCAGACAUUGUUUAGUUAUUAAAACUUACUCAGUUUUUAUUAAUGUAUCGUCUCAUAUGAAGUGUUUACCCCUUCUGUGCAUUUAGGCAUUACCUAACUCCUUUACCCCUUCUGUGCAUUUAGGCUUUUUCAUUAUUUGUUAUCUCAUUUAAGAGCUGAAUUAUACAAGAAUUGCACUCUUUUGUUUUGAAAUGGCAUGGCAGUUAGAGACUUGCCUGAACUCCUUUUAGUUCCAUUCCACUGGACCAUCCCGUGUGGCUGUUGUUGAUGUUUCUGUCUGAUGUGCUGUAGGUCUGGCGUCAUUCAGCAGCGUGUCUGGAUCACUGGAGUACAGUAUCUCGGAGGAGGACCCAGGGCCCCUGCGGAGUGAUGGCGAGGGGAGACAGGGCACCAAAGUCAGUCGGACAUUCAGCUACCUCAAGAGCAAGAUGAGCAAGAAGGGCAAGGAGAAGGACAAAGAGAAGGAGCGCCUACGUGAGCGCGAGAGAGAUGCCAAAGAGAAGGAGAAAGGCUUGGUGAACGGGCACCUCUUCAGUGCCAUCGCCAACGCGCCUUCCACACUGUGCCAGUACUGCAGCAAGCCCCUCAACACUAAAGAGGCAUUAAUCUGCAACAAUUGCAGUGCACACGUCCACAAAGGCUGUCGAGAAAACCUGCCUGUGUGCGCCAAGGUCAAAAUGAAGUCAAUGACACUGCCUGAUUCUGGACCACCAUCUGGUGUCAUCAUGAGAAACAAAACCCCAGCAAUAUCCAUAUCUCGGGAUCGUCCGAAAUCAACCAUCUCCAUACCUGAUGAUCAGUUUGGUCAGAUGCCAGCUAAUCUGCCACGGAAAAGCACCAGCAGUAUCAUGUCUUUUAGUGGACACAACCCACUGUCCAAGAGUAUGUCCAUUUCCAACAUUACUGGCCCUGGGCUUGAUGACAUGCCGUUGAGGAGAAGUAUGUCCCAGUCCACAGACUCCUUGCACAAGACCAGCAAGGUCAACGAGUCAACAGAGUCUCUGACCGAUGAAGGUACGGAGAUGAUGGACGUCCAGCUGAUGUGUGAGUUCGAGCCUGACGUGCGGGAGCUAGAGGCGGACUCGUGGAGCGUAACGGUGGAUAAGAAGCAGCUGAAGCACCUCAAGAAGGACGUGGUCAAGAGACAGGACAUCAUAUACGAGCUGAUGCAGACGGAGAUGCACCAGGUGCGGACGCUGCGCAUCAUGGGGGAGGUCUACUGCAAGGGCCUGGCGGGGGAGCUGAAGCUGGAUGCGGCCGUGUUGGAGCGCCUCUUCCCCUGCCUGGACGAGCUGACCGAGCUGCACGGACGUCUGCUGGGCGCCCUGCUGGAGCGGCGGAGACAGACGCCACUCUUGCGAGACGCCACCGCUACCUCCAACGCAGCGGGAGGCUUUCUGGUGCACCGGAUUGGAGACGUGCUGGUCUCUCAGUUCUCCGGAUCCAGCGCAGAACGCAUGAAAAAGGUCUACGGGAAGUUCUGCAGCCGCCACAACGAGGCGGUAAACUUUUACAAAGAGCUCCACGCCAAAGACAAGCGGUUCCAGGCGUUCAUUAAGAAAAAGAUGAGUAGCGCGAUCGUUCGGAGGCUGAGCAUCCCGGAGUGUAUUCUGCUGGUCACCCAGCGCAUCACCAAAUACCCCGUCCUCAUUCAGAGGAUACUGCAGCACACCAAAGACGGUGAUGAGGAGCAGGAGGAGGUGUCACGCUCGCUCCGGCUGGUGAAGGAGGUGGUCACGGCCGUGGACAACCGCGUGCACGACUACGAGCGGAAGCGUCGGCUGAAAGAUGUGUACGGCCGCACCGACAGCAAGUCCAUCAUGCGCAUGAAGAGCGGCCAGAUGUUCGCCCGCGAGGACCUGCUCAGAGGGCGCCGGCUGCUCCACGACGGCCCACUGCAGCUCAAGACCUCCGCCGGCCGGUUCAAAGAUGUCCAGGCCCUGCUGCUGUCCGACGUGUUUGUCUUCCUUCAAGAGAAAGAUCAAAAGUUCGUCUUCGCUUCACUGGACCAGCGGUCUACGGUCAUCUCCCUGCAAAAGCUGAUCGUGCGCGAGGUGGCUAACGAGGAGAAGGCCUUGUUCCUGAUCACGGCGGGCAUCGAGAGGCCAGAGAUGGUGGAGGUGUACGCCAGCUCCAAGGACGAGCGCAACACCUGGAUACAGCUCAUCCAGAACGCCAUGCAGUCCAUAGAGAAGGAUGAGGAUGAGGGCAUCCCCAGUGAGAGUGAGGAGGACAAGCGGCUGCAGGAGAACAAAGCCAAGGAGAUGCGAGAUCUCCUGCACCGGAAGGAUGAGCAGAUCCUGGGUCUGCUGGAGGAAAAGGUAAAGCUGUUCCGGGAGCUGUGCGACUGCGCCGCGCCAGAUGACCUCAUCCAUGCGCUCCGCUGCCGCAUGAUGUUCCGUGCCACGCCCAGCGAUGUCACCAAGGGCGAGCCAAUCAUGAAGGACGCUCUGAAAGAAGUGGAGACCCUGCAGGAGCUGGUGAACAGGAGUGUUGUUGGAGCUGUGGGUCAUCAGAUGUCGUCGUGUCAGGAUCCACCAGGGGGCAGUGUGGGGCCAGUCUGCCUCCCCCGACGUGCAGAGACCUUUGGGGGCUUCGAUAGCCACCAGAUGAACAUCUCCAAAAAUGGAGAGAAAGAUGAGGGUGAGGACUUACGAAGAACCGAAUCGGACAGUGUGCUGAAGAAGGGAGGCAAUGCUAACCUUCUGCUCCUACUCAAGAGGAAUAGUGAGCAGGUGCUCAACAGCGUCACCCACCUGCACGAUCUUCUACUCGCCCUGCAGGCUGUGGUAGUCCAGCAGGACUCCUUCAUUGAGAACCAGCGGCAGGCCCUGACCCAGCGCUCCGCGUCGUUCUCCUCCACCUCCUCCGUCUGCUCCUCCUUCUCCUCGUCCUCCCGGCCGGCGGCGACGACGGCGUCGGCGUCGGUCACCCCCACCAGCAGCGGCAGCAGCCCCGGCGCUCUGGCCGAGGUGGCGGAGCAGGAGCGGUCUCUGGCGGAGGAGCGGCGGCGCUGGCAGGGCAAGUGCGAGGAGCGCGAGCGGACGCUGGCCGAACGGGAGCAGCAGGCGCGGAGGCUCGAGGGAGAGGCGGCCGCCGGCGGGCAGCGGCUAGAACAGGAGCAGAGGAUGCUCCGCGAGCGCGAGGAGGAGCUGGAGAAGGACUUCCGGCUGCUCCGCGAGCGCGAGGAGGAGGUGCAGAGGGAGAGGGAGAAGCUGCGCGACGCUCAGGGCCGACUGGAGCGCGAGAGGGAGCAGCUGAAGCAGCACACACAGGAACAGCUGUGUCGGCUGCAAAGGACCCCUUCCACCACAUCGGAGGACUCUAUGAAGUUCCAGAGCUCCGGCUCGCUGGACCGAUUCCCUGUGGCCGGCGCCGGCGACCUGUCUUGCUACUCCACGUCCCCAGCCGCCGGCAGCGCCACGGCCAAGGACCUGAUGUCCAGGGUGGACUCCAAGAAGCGGAAAGGGAAGAGCCUGAACCCCUUCUCAUCUUCCUCCUCCUCCUCUUCCUCCUCCACCGUGUCGACUCCCCAGCCGAUGCCCAGCCGCCUGCUGCAGCUCACCAAGCCCAAAGACAAGAAGGAGAAGAAGAAGAAGAAGGGCAGAGGUCAGGCCUCAUCUCCCACAGACGCUUCCAGCACUGAAGCCACAGACGCCUCUGGGGAAGGACCGGUUUUCUACUGCUGAAGUCCUUCACUCUCAUCCAGGUCCUCCAGUAUUCCACAAGCCCCCUCUCUCAGGAUCAGCCUUGCAAGACCCCACCCCCAAUACAGCACCUAAAUGUGUGGGAUUCCAGGCUGUGUUCUGCCAAAGGAUUCCCACAUCUGUCAGUGCACUAAACUCAAGACAACCACACACACACACACACACACACACACAUCCAGAUGCAGCCUGACACACCCACUCUGGACCCUUUGAGAGUGUACUGAUGAAGUGUGUGGUGAGCUGGUUGCUUGGUGAUGUGGAUUGGAUUUGUUUGGACUUGACUUGGCGACAUGCCGCUGUAUGUUUAAGAGGGACUUGAGAGAAGUGGUCAUCAUGGUCAUCUUCAUCCCGAGGAAGAGGAUGAAGACCAUGCAAAGACUACAAAAGGACACCUCUGUCAUGAGGAGGAGAAAGAGACUUGCACCACCUGAGAGCAUGAUGUGGAAGAGACUGAUGUGUCAUCAGAGAGGCUCUCAGCCCCAUAUGGUGGCCAUGUUGUUUUUGUGUGAGACCCUCUGAGAGUGAUUAGAGGUCUCAGAGGACAUUAAGGGCUAAUUAGACCGAGGGGGGGGAGAAUGGCCCCGCAAGGGAUGUCGUGAGCGUGGAAUGGAGGGGGGGCGGAAGACGUCUCCAGGGUGCAGGUGUGGGAGAAUGGCCCCGCAAGGGAUGUUGUGAGCGUGGAAUGGAAUGGAUGCAUGGCACAAUUUGAACUCCUGUGUUUGCUUGAGAUGGGAGAGGAAGCUGAAGAAUGCAAUGUUGAAAUGGGCCAUCAGGUGGCCAAUCACACACACAUACAUACAAACACACAUGCAUUUGCUUAGACAUACACACACAAUUGGAAGAGACAGGAACAGACAGGUAGAUUACCAAAAUUAAGUAUGUGACAAUUACACAUUUAUAAAUGAAGAGAUUGUAAAAGGAUAGAAAGUGAGAUUGAAAAUAGGAAGUGAGUUAGGAUGAAAAAGUUUGGGAGAAAAGGAAUGCACACACACACACACACACACACACACACACACACACACACAGUAAUGAGUGCCGUCUUCAACUAUGCUUUAGUUUAUAUUCCCCUACCUAUUUUGGAAAGCCACCAGUCCUUUUAGCCUUAUUUUACCCUAACUGCCAGCCUUAAUGCAGUUUUUCAACACGUUUUGAGCACUUUAUUAGCACACAGUUUCAAAUGAAAACUGUCCUCUUGGAGUCGGAGACCAUCCAUCAGCUCCACUAGGUUUGUGUUGUCAAAUCAAAAAUCUAUCAAGGAGACAAUUAUGACUUUGAGACCGAGUUAUUGUAUUUUUUGUUUUUGUUUGAAAUCAUGUAAUUUGUAACAUGAACAGUUUGAAUGGUAUAAGCUUCCAUCCCAAAGGUCUAACUCUGGUACUGUCUCUGCAGGAUAUGUGUGUUCACGUGAGUGUGUUUUCAUUGAGGUGCUAUCAGAUUAGGACAUAUCUGCAAUGCAAGGAGUUAUUGCAUCACAACGCUCUCCUGUACAGAGAGAUGCAGAGGUGCAAUUGUGUUGAUUUGCAUAUCAAACCAAAGACCCAUGAACAGACACAAGUGGUUCUGUGUCCAGUUCUGUGUGCCCCUUUUGACCUGUGCUCAGACCCUCACACUUCUAUGACCUUUUACCCCGAGCGGUCUUUAAACCGCACAUAUCCCAUGAUUCCCCUGCCUGCCGGUCAGGCCAUGCCCAGCUUGAGAAGGUUGAGCCCACUGCACAUGCUCAGAUGCAGAUGUGGGGAAAUGUGCUAAACUGCUUUAUCCAUCUCUUUAAUUCCUUUCUCUCUUCAGGCCAUUAUUUUAAUUUACUUAACAUUUUUCAUUUUAUUUUAUUUUUUUUAACUGCAUGUGUGGAGAGGCAAUGCCCCGCAGUACUGCAGGGAUCUGUACUGGGACCCUGUAUGGAUUUAUUUCCUUUCUGUCAGGGAGGCAGACUGUGAUUCAUUAGAGGCUGGACCCCCAGGGUUCCAUGAUA
This is a messenger RNA of Alosa alosa (allis shad), 6086 nucleotides long. RefSeq names its product A-kinase anchoring protein 13 (gene akap13b). Lineage: Eukaryota; Metazoa; Chordata; Actinopteri; Clupeiformes; Clupeidae. The record is from RefSeq and is a predicted model, not a curated record. The transcript has 23 exons. The coding region runs from base 836 to 4096 and encodes 1086 amino acids. Gene Ontology annotation, molecular function: MAP kinase scaffold activity; guanyl-nucleotide exchange factor activity. Gene Ontology annotation, cellular component: membrane; actin cytoskeleton. Gene Ontology annotation, biological process: positive regulation of canonical NF-kappaB signal transduction; regulation of Rho protein signal transduction; adrenergic receptor signaling pathway.